Messenger RNA from Acanthopagrus latus (yellowfin seabream), 2691 nucleotides. RefSeq names its product poly(A) binding protein, cytoplasmic 4 (inducible form) (gene pabpc4). Gene Ontology annotation, molecular function: RNA binding. The transcript is spliced from 15 exons. Gene Ontology annotation, cellular component: ribonucleoprotein complex. The record is from RefSeq and is a predicted model, not a curated record. Bases 438 to 2321 code for a protein of 627 amino acids. Lineage: Eukaryota; Metazoa; Chordata; Actinopteri; Spariformes; Sparidae.
GGCAGUCUCUUUCCCCAGCCACAAAACAACCGUGAGUGUCUAACUCACUGUUCUUGAAAAACUUAAAAAUAAUAUAAAAAAAUAUAAAAGCAACAAAAUCUCCAUAAAAAAUAAGAACCUUACUAUUUAAAGAAAUACAAACAUAAAAAAAAAUUGCAAAAAAUUAAUAACAAAAAAUAGAAACAAGAGGCCUCGGGCUUAACCCGAAGUUGUUGUCCACCUUUGACGGAAGACUUCAGGAGACAUCGACUUAUGUCGUGAUUUUUUCAGGUUUGAUAUUUUCGCAACAAAGCUGGACCCCAGAGCCAGCUGUCGGUGUCUUUAUUAGGCGAGAACUGAGGCGCAGCUUGGACCCAGGAUACGCUUCACACCGGCAUUAUUCCUCCUGGCGUGUCUGAGGGAGGCUCCGCAUUCACUUAUUUUGUGAACUCCGAGAUAUGAACACAGCGACGGGGAGUUAUCCGAUGGCUUCUCUCUACGUUGGCGACCUGCACCCGGACAUCACGGAGGCUAUGCUGUACGAGAAAUUCAGCCCAGCCGGACCGGUGCUUUCUAUUCGGGUAUGCAGGGACAUGAUCACCCGGCGAUCCCUGGGAUACGCUUAUGUCAACUUCUCCCAGCCAGCUGAUGCUGAAAGAGCCCUGGACACCAUGAACUUUGACGUGGUCAAAGGGAAGCCAAUCAGAAUCAUGUGGUCUCAAAGAGACCCCUCCCUUAGGAAGUCUGGAGUGGGCAACGUGUUCAUCAAGAACCUUGACAAGUCCAUUGAUAACAAAGCCCUGUACGACACCUUCUCCGCCUUUGGCAACAUCCUCUCCUGCAAGGUGGUGUGUGAUGAAAAUGGCUCCAAGGGCUACGCCUUUGUCCACUUUGAGACCCAGGAUGCUGCUGAUCGUGCCAUUGAGAAGAUGAACGGCAUGCUUCUGAAUGACCGCAAGGUGUUUGUGGGUCGUUUCAAAUCUCGCAAGGAGCGGGAGGCUGAGCUUGGUGCCAAAGCCAAGGAGUUCACCAAUGUGUACAUCAAGAACUUUGGGGAUGAUAUGGAUGACGAACGCCUGAAGGAGCUUUUUGACAAAUACGGUAAAACACUCAGUGUGAAGGUGAUGACAGACCCCACCGGCAAAUCCAGAGGCUUUGGAUUUGUUAGUUACGAGAAGCAUGAGGACGCUAACAAGGCUGUAGAGGACAUGAAUGGCAGCGACCUCAAUGGCAAAACUGUGUUUGUGGGCCGGGCUCAGAAGAAGAUGGAGCGACAGGCUGAGCUGAAGAGGAAGUUUGAGCUACUGAAACAAGAAAGGAUCAGUCGUUAUCAGGGUGUAAAUCUUUACAUUAAGAACCUGGAUGACACCAUAGACGAUGAGAAACUGCGUAAGGAGUUCUCUCCGUUUGGGUCUAUCACAAGUGCUAAGGUGAUGCUAGAGGAGGGCCGCUCCAAGGGCUUUGGCUUUGUCUGCUUCUCCUCCCCUGAAGAGGCCACCAAGGCUGUGACUGAGAUGAACGGACGAAUCGUUGGCUCCAAACCACUCUACGUAGCUCUCGCUCAGCGCAAAGAAGAGCGCAAAGCCCACCUCACCAACCAGUACAUGCAGCGUAUUGCUGGCAUGAGAGCCAUGCCGGCAAACGCCAUCAUUAACCAGUUCCAGCCCACCAGUGGCUACUUCAUGCCAGCUGUGCCACAGGCCCAGAAUAGGACUACAUACUAUGCACCCAAUCAACUGGCCCAAAUGCGACCCAACCCCCGAUGGCAGCAACAAGGUGGCAGAGGUCAAGGUGGUUUCCAAGGGAUCCCCAACUCACUGCGUCAGCCAGGACCCCGAGCCAAUUUGAGACACAUGACUCCUAAUAGCGGUGGACAGGGCCCACGAGCUUCUGGCCAGGCCAUGGCUCCUCGCCCCUCAAUGGGAGUCCCCGGGCCCCGUGCCAUGCCUCCUUACAAAUAUGCCACCGGUGUCCGUAAUCCAAACCCACAGGUGGUGCAACCUAUUGCCUUACAGCAGGCUCAGCCAGCUGUACACGUUCAGGGCCAGGAGCCUCUCACAGCCUCCAUGCUGGCUGCUGCACCCCCUCAGGAACAGAAACAGAUGCUAGGUGAGCGUCUUUUCCCACUGAUUCAGUCCAUGCAUGCCAACCUGGCUGGAAAGAUCACUGGCAUGCUUCUGGAGAUCGACAACUCUGAACUGCUACAUAUGCUGGAGUCUCACGAAUCUCUGCGUUCAAAGGUGGAAGAAGCUGUGGCUGUGCUCCAAGCCCACCAGGCGAAGAAAGACGCCACUCAGAAAGUUAGUGGCAUGCCUACAACUGCUGCUGCUGGCACAUCCUGAAGACAUGUGCUCCAUUAAAUUGGGCACAAACAAACGAGCAGAGAUGCGAAGAGACUCACUACACUGACUCAAAACUCCAGAUUCUUCUGAGCAAUUAGGCGGAAGGGAAGAAAAUUUGAUUUUAAAAAUAUACUUGAACAUUUUGAAAAAUGUCACAGUUCACAGUUUUGUAGUUCUGUAAUACUUUUAAACUGCAUACUGAGGCCCCUAACUCUGUGGCAAAGGAGAUAAUUUUUUAAAGGAAAAUGAGCCUUGUUCUUUUUCUUUGCUUGGAAGUUUUAUGUUUGAUUUGAAAUUAUGGACUCCCCCAUUCUAUCAUGUUAUCAUGGGUGUGUGAUAUUCUCAAUAAAGGGAUGAAUUAUCAAGGUUA